AUGAGGGGAGCGCCGGGUCCCCGACAGCCGGGUGAGUUGCUGUGGGCUGUGGGCACAGCAGCAGGGGAGUCCUCCUCGUCUCGGUGCUUCUCUCUGACCUUGCGCUACGCCAAGAUGAGACGGGCCGCGGGAGUCGGUUCUCCUAGCCUGGCGCUUGGUUAUGGUGCGAACCGCAUCGGCAGCAUGGAGGGAGGAGGGAGCAUUAUGGAUCCGGAAGCUGCCUCUGCUGGCACCGCAUUCGGUACCGGCGCUGCGAAGAAGUCGAGAUUCUCGCCGGCCUACCACAGGCUGCCAGUCAAGACGGCACCGGGCCUAGCUGCAACGGCGGUGGCGACUCUCCUUCUCUUGCUCCUCAUGCCCUCUGGAACCAAGCCCAUCAUUCUGGUGAUGGGGUGCUGCAGCGCGGGCAUCUUGGUAACCGGGUGGCUGUCGGAUAGCGUGUUGAGCAAAGAUGAUGGGACACCGGCCAUGCGCGCCGUGUCCGACCCGAUCAAGGAGGGAGCCGAAGGCUUCCUCAAGGUGCAGUACACGGCCAUUGCAAAGAUCGCCGUCUUCUUGCUUGCAUUCAUUGUGAUGAGCUACGUACUAAGACCGACGGGAUCUUCCGAGCUGCAGAACACCGGGGUGCGUCGGAUCGGAAACACGACGCUGGGCCUGAUCAGCGGGGCCUGUUUUCUCGUCGGAGCCUUGUGUUCCGCAGCGGCCGGGUACAUCUCCAUGUGGGUUAGCGCGCACGCCAACAUCCGUGUAGCGAGCGCCGCCCGACGAGGGUACGGCGAGGCCUUGGUGAUUUGCUUCCGCGGCGGUGCCUUCAGUGCCGUCCUGGACAUCACGCUGUGCGUCGCGGGGGUGACGCUUCUGUACGUGGCCCUCUACACUUGGUACGUGGCGAGGGGCGUGCUGGACGACACCGACGUUCCCGUGCUGAUGGUUGGCUACGGCUUCGGAGCGUCGUUUGUGGCGCUGUUCAUGCAGCUCGGUGGCGGCAUAUACACCAAGGCUGCGGAUGUCGGCGCAGACCUCGUCGGCAAGGUGGAGACCGGCAUCCCGGAGGACGACCCCCGAAAUCCCGCCGUGGUGGCGGACUUGGUGGGCGACAUGGUCGGGGACUGCGUCGGGAGCAGCGCAGACGUGUUCGAGAGCGUCGCGGCGGAGAUGAUUGGAGCCAUGAUCCUAGGAUCUACUCUUGCGAAAGAGGCGUCCCUCCCUUCGGCGGUGCCGUUCAUUUUCUUCCCGGUAGUUGUCCACGCCUUGGACAUCGUCGUCAGCUCUGUCGGGAUCCUUUUCGUGACCGCUGCCGCGCACUCCGUCACGAACCCGAUGGACCAGCUCACUCGCGGUUACAGAGUUAGCUUCGCGCUGGCGCUCACUGGCUUCGCGAUCAUAUCGCGCUGGCUUCUAUACGUGGAGGACUCUCCGUCAGCGUGGCUGCAUUUCUUCGGGUGUGGGAUAGUGGGCAUGGUCACGGCCUACGUCUUCAUUCUCUCGACGCAGUACUACACCGACUACGUGUACGCGCCCGUGAGGAGCAUCGCGGAAGCAAGUACCACGGGACACGGGACAAACAUCAUCACGGGCGUGGCCGUGGGUAUGAAGAGCACGGUCAUCCCCUGCAUCACCGUGAGCGUGGCGGUUAUCGCGGCCUACCACCUAGGCCGGACCUCGGGCGUGGGGGAAGGGCACAGCGCUGGGAUUUUCGGGACGGCGGUUGCGACCAUGGGCAUGCUCAGCAGCGCCGUGUACGUGCUCUCGAUGAACAACUUCGGUCCUAUCGCGGACAACGCCGGCGGGAUCGCGGAGAUGAGCCAGCAGCCGGAGUUCGUCAGAGAAACAACCGACCGCCUCGAUGCCGCCGGCAACGUGACAAAGGCCAUCACUAAGGGCUACAGCAUCGGAUCGGCGUCGCUGGCGUGCUUCCUGCUGUUCGGGGCUUUCAUGGACGAGUUCUCCGAGUUCAGCGGGAGGCCUUUCCGAACCGUGGAUAUCGCUGUACCGGAGGUCCUCAUCGGGGGCUUGCUAGGGGUGAUGAUGAUUUUCUGGUUCACGGGAUUGGCGAUCGCGGCUGUGGGGAAAACCGCGGGAGAGGUGGUGCGGGAAGUCAGGCGGCAACUUAAGGAAAACCCGGGGAUCAUGGAGUACAAGCAGAAGCCCGACUACCGGGCUUGCGUCAGCCUCGUUACAGAGGCUGCUCUCACGGAGAUGAGGUUCCCCGGAAUGCUCUGCGUGGCGAUGCCUGUAUCGGCGGGGUUAGUCUUCCGAUGGGUUGGGAGCAUGACGGGGCGGCCAAUGCUUGGAGCCGAGGUGUUGGCAGGGUAUCUCAUGUUCGGUACCGUGAGCGGCAUCAUGAUGGCGCUGUUCUUGGACAACGUAGGCGGGGCUUGGGAUAACGCCAAGAAAUACGUCGAGUUGGGGAAUUUUGGCGGGAAGGGCAGCGAUGCCCACAAGGCCGCCGUGACGGGAGACACAGUCGGGGACCCCUUCAAGGACACAGCGGGUCCAUCGCUGCACGUGGUUAUCAAGCUUCUCUCCACCACCAUCCUCGUCUUGGGACCCCUCUUUAUCUCCACCGAUCUCGCCGAGGUCGCGGAAUCCAGUCCAAGCAUAGACACGUAGGUAGUUCAACUUGAAGAGACGCCCUUUGAUUGCUCACUCUGUCGAUGGAAAGAGCAGGGUUGAAUUCAAUGUUAAUAUAGAUUCAGGGGGGUUUGGAUGGAGCGGAAACGCUGCUUGAUUCAUCUCUCUCUGCGAUAGACGUCCACGCAAAUCGAUGAGGAUGGGGGUUAGGGUUGGUGAUUUCUCUGUAGUAGGUCAGUCUCUCCGCCGUUUUCUUUAUUAGCACGGCGUAGCCGCCCCUCCCCAAGCACGGGAAGGUCGGCAGGGGUGGCGACGUGGAGGCGUGGGUGAUGUGCUUAUCGCGCGAUGGCAGAAGGGGAAAGAGGGAGAGACUGUUCGGCUCGUGAAGUUCUAGUGUGAAGUGUCCUACUUGGGGUGGAAUUAUUCCUGAGUCGCUGCGGAGGUCGUGUUUUUUUUUUGGAUUCAUCGGAGGGCGGGGGAGGAGGGCGGGGGGGGGGCGGAGGAGGAAUUACAUCGGAGUCUGGUCUGAAUGGUUCCUAAGGAACACUCUUGCUUAGCCUUAUGGCAAAUGCGGUGUUACCAAAUCAAUCUCGCACGUGCGUGCUUUUU
Messenger RNA from Ectocarpus siliculosus, 3183 nucleotides. The record is from the annotation of a GenBank genome assembly. Lineage: Eukaryota; Phaeophyceae; Ectocarpales; Ectocarpaceae.